AUGUUCAAUACCCCUUUCGAGAUCCACAGACGGUACGACCUCAAAGGUUCUUGGGUCGGCCGUGUCACGAAGGAGGAGGACAAAGACCCGUCAGUUGCCCUCAAGGAUGUCGAUUUCACAAAGGCCAAUGAAUCCAUCCUGGUUGGUGCCGAACGGAAGGCAAAGCUUGCGGCGCAGAUCGAGAAAGACAGCAUCUUCUUGCGGGACAAUAACAUUAUAGAUUAUUCCUUGCUGUUGGGCGUCUACUUGCUUGGUGGCCCGUCUCAGUCCACUGAAGAGAAAGGCGAGCACCCGGAGAGCUGCAUGGGGCUGAGGGGUGCCUCUGCAACUGCGCAGAUGGCAACUGGAGCCACGGUCCGCAUGACUUCAUCGGACGAAUUGCACGGCGAGGUUCCAUUCCAUCAGGCCCACAUGGGUGGCAUGCUGUCCUCUGACCAAAAGGUCUUGUACUUUUUGGGCAUCAUUGACAUCCUGACACCGUACGACAGCAGAAAACACUUGGAGCAUUGGUUCAAGGCACUGCGCUACGACCGCAAAGGGGUUUCGUGCUGCCCUCCUGCCAUGUACGCGGAGCGGUUCAGUUCUUUUUUGAAGAACUGUAUACACUGA
Messenger RNA from Symbiodinium sp. CCMP2456, 609 nucleotides. NCBI's taxonomy places the organism in Eukaryota, Dinophyceae, Suessiales, Symbiodiniaceae. The record is from the annotation of a GenBank genome assembly.